AUGCCUAUACAACAUGUCAUUAAAUGUGCACAAUGUGGAAUGGUUUUUCCUAAUGAUGAUGCACUUGUUAAACAUAAAACAAGAUUUUGUGUUGGUGUUAAAGAUUCUGGUAUAGGAAGAAAAGUUUAUUAUUCUGAUGAUGAUUUUAAUACUGGACAUGCAAGAAAACCUUAUCAAUCUGAUCGACCUACAUCCAGAAAAGGUGUAAAAUAUUCACAGUCGCUUGAUAAAAAACGAGAUGAUAUACAUGAGUGGAAAACUAAACGAUCUAUGCUUCAAAAUAUAAAAGAUCAAGAAGAUCGAGCAUAUUAUGAAUCUCACACACCACGAAAACACAAAAAUAAUACUAAAAGACAUAAUGAUGAUUAUGAUUUAAUAUCCGAGGAAUAUCAACGAUUGGAAGCACAAGAACGUGAUAUUUUAAGACAAAUGGCUAAUUUACAAACUCAACCUGAAUCACAAUUAUAUCAAUCAAAUGGUUUAAGUAAUUCUGAAAGAAAUCAAUUAGAAGCAUUAAAACGAGAAAAUGCACGUCUUGAACAAGAACGUCGACGUAAUUUGGGAUUUAAUUUAAAUUCGUUAUCUGAUAAUGACCCAUUAACAACAAUACCAAAUUAUGAACCACAUAAGUUAUUACGUGAUAUGAAAGAACAACGAGAUCGUAGUCAAAGAAAUUUACAAUAUCUUGAUGAUCGACGAGCAUAUUCAACUGAACUUCCAUCUUUACCAUAUCUUCAUGCUACUAAAAGACGAACAUCUGGUGAUGAUCUUAGAAAUGCACGUAAUAAAUAUUUACAAUCAGGUGGUCAUAAUGCAGCUGUUCUUAUUAGUUAUUCGGAUAUGGAAAAUAGAUUAACUCAAUAUCAACCUUAUUCAGGAAUAAAAGAUAAUCCUGAACCAUUGAGACGUCAAAAAUUUCAUGCAAUUCCACCAUUUCCUGGAAUUGACUCUUCAAAUACUAAAGUAACAACAUUGAAAAGUGAGAAUCAACGAUUACAAAAUGAACUUGAUGAUAUACGACGUAGAUUUCAUGGACUUGAUUCACGUACAAAAAAAUUAGAAACAGGUUUACCAACAAAUCGAGGACCUGAACCGGUACCAUACGUUAAUGGUUAUCAACCAAUGAAUUCUCUAAUACAUUCGUCUGUACGUCAAACUGAUCAUAUAGCACGUCAGGAUAAACCGUAUCUAAUUGGCAAUGAUACACUUACGACUCCACCAUAUGAUCCAAUUGAUGGUUUUGUAAUAUUUUUUGAUUUUAUUGCUAAUUUACCUCAAACAUUUGAUCGAGUUCGAUUAAUAACUAGUCUUCAUCAUGAACAAACAGGUCUUGGUGAACCAUCACAAUUAGAUUCAUGUAGAUGUGAAUUAUCUGCUGAUGAUAUAAGUAAUACAACAAUGCGUACAGCUUAUAUUGCUACAAAACAACCUGUACCAAGAUGUCCAGCACAACAAGCAUUAAAACUCGUUAUUGAAGUACAAAGCACAUUAAUAGCAACACCAAAUGAAUCAUUUCAUACAGCUUCUUGGGCUAAAAUGCCAAUAUUUGAUUAUAAAAAUCGUUUAUUAGUUGGUCGAUGGAAAACACCAUUAAAAUCAUUACCUAUUCAACACGAUGAACGACUUUCUAUUAUUAAUACAUAUUCAAAUUUUGGAAAUGCUGAAUUAUACUAUCGACUAGUCAAUGUUCGAGAUGCAGCUGAUUAUUCCAAUUCAGCAUUAAUACCUAAAUCCAGAGAGUUAUAUAAUUAUCCUCCAAAUGAGUGA
Molecule: messenger RNA, 1767 nt
Organism: Adineta steineri
Lineage: Eukaryota; Metazoa; Rotifera; Eurotatoria; Adinetida; Adinetidae
Source: the annotation of a GenBank genome assembly